UUGAAAAAACUAAAAAGAAAAGAAAGACUCGUAGAGCGAAGAGAGAGAAAGGGAAGAAAAACGAGAGAGAGAGAGAGAGAGAGAGAGAGUACUUGCAGCGAUCGAGGGUGCAAUCUAAUUCUGAGAAGAGCGCGAGAAAUAUAUCUACAGAGAGAGGGAGAGAGAAUAAAAGUAAAAUUAAAAGCAGAAGCAGAGAGAGAGAGAGAGGGACAGAGAUAAGGAAGCUCGGGAGCGAAAUCGAAUAAAGAGCAAUCGAAGGAACAUACGAGGAAUCAAAGCAAGUCUCUGUAGAUGCGAACCCUGAAUCUCAAUCUAUCUUACUCACAGAAGAAGCUUGAAAAGGGUUACUGUUCUUGAAGAUGAGAUUCGUGUCUGCAUUGUCUGGUCUGCACGUGGUGGAAUUAAAUCCAGGUUCAGGUGUGUGCAGGAGGCGCUGUUGGAAAGGAAGCAAACCCUAAUUCAAUUGGCAAUAAUUGGGGUAUCUCGGUUUUGUGUUGCAAUAAGGACAAUUGGUGAUUCUGGAAGUCUUAUAUGGACCCUAUGUUUUGAGAAUGCAACCUUCACAGCAGCACUCGCGGAUCAAUCUUGCUGACUUGAAGGCACAGAUAGUGAAGAAGCUUGGCCCAGAGAGGUCAAAGCUUUACUUCCAUUAUUUGAAUGGGCUAUUGAGCCUUAAGUUAAGUAAGGGGGAAUUUGAUAAGCUAUGUUAUCGAACUCUUGGGAGGGAGAAUCUCCCUCUCCACAACCAGUUGAUACGUUCAAUUCUGAAGAAUGUUUGUCAUUCGAAGGUCCCACCAUCAGUUAACGAGAAGGAAGUCCGGAAGUCUGCUGUAACAGCUGGAAAGAAAUCUCCUCCAAGAGAAGAUGGGUAUAAGCAAAGUGGGCCCCCACCAACUCCAACUCAUUCGCCGACUCCGGUAAUUUGGUCAAAUGGGGAUGUUCCAGCAAAUGUGCCCCGAAAGGGCAUGUCUGGCAUUCGAGAAAGGAAGCUUAAAGAUCGGCCAAGUCUUCUUGGACCCAAUGGGAAGGUGGAGUUUCCUUCUCAACAAUCUAUCAAUACAGAUGAAAGCAUCAAGGUUAUCAUGGAAAAUGGGGAUUUGUAUCCAUGUGAUUUCCAGAGGCCUGUCCAUCAUCACCAGGGCCUUGCGGAGCAGCCUGAAAAUGAGCGGGAGGUUUCGCUUCAGCGUCCUAUUAAAAAACCAAGAAUAAAGAGAUCACAGGAUGAUCUGGUUUCUGUACAUAGCAAAGGUCAGCUUGAAGUAGUUGCUGUCGAAGAUGGGGAAGAGGUGGAGCAGGCCAACAUCUCCAGCUCCACUAGAAGUCCACUUACGGCUCCGCUCGGAAUUCCAUUUUGCCCCGCUAGUAUAGGUGGGGCCCGCAGGGCUCAGCCGGUGCCAAGCAGUAGUUUUGCUAGUUAUUAUGACAGUGGUGGAUUAUCUGAUACUGAUACAUUGAGGAAACGAAUGGAGCGGAUUGCAGGAACACAGGGCCUUGAAGGCGUGUCAACAGACUCUGCUAAUUUGUUAAAUAAUGGGUUGGAUGCAUAUCUGAAGCGAUUGAUCAGGUCUUGCAUUGAGCUAGUAGGAGCAAGAUCUGGACAUGAGCCAUCAGUGCAAUCUGUCUACAAGAAACAACCUCAGGGUAAAGUCAUUAAUGGCAUCUGGCUGGGUAGUCAGUCACAGAUGCAAAGUAGCAGUGGGCCUCUGGAAGGUGGCCAAGAACAGAGAAGCUGUUGUCCAAUAUCUUUGCUUGAUUUCAAAGUUGCAAUGGGGCUAAAUCCACAGCAACUCGGAGAAGACUGGCCUUUGCUACUGGAGAAAAUUUGUAUGCACUCGGUCGAGGAAUAAAACAUCCAAGGAAAACUUUUGUUUCUCCAAAGCUGUGGUUGGGUAAGCCCUACUGGUUCAAGGGGCUUAACAAUUGUUUACAGACACCAUCAAUACUGUGUCUGCGCCGUUAUGGCGUUGAACCAGAUUAGCUCCCUGCUAUGAAGUUCUGUCCCUUCCAAAAUGAACUGGGGAUUGGAGCAGGAAGUCCUUGUAAUCUCCUGCUGCAGGGCCAUACUCAACCAGGAAUACAUUUGACAGCAGCCACUCAGAAGGGUAUCUCAAAAGAAUUUACCCAUGUUUGGUUGCACUGUUGUAUGUUUGGCAUUUGUGUUGGUUGUCUUCCGCCAUCACUGCAGAUCUUGAGCUUUCUGUAAUUUACAGCAAAUGAAGAGGAAAUUAAAACCAGUUUUGCAGGAAUAUUGUUGUGUAGCAUGGUAAAAGGUAAAAUCAAAUCAUGUAAGGAUGGCAGUGUUGCGGUGUAUGUAAUAUCAAAACUGAUAAUUGAUUGGAGUCUCAAUUUUAACUACA
Telopea speciosissima is the source of this 2357-nucleotide messenger RNA. RefSeq lists its product as uncharacterized. The record is from RefSeq and is a predicted model, not a curated record. Gene Ontology annotation, cellular component: SAGA complex. Gene Ontology annotation, molecular function: transcription coactivator activity. The transcript is spliced from 2 exons. Gene Ontology annotation, biological process: regulation of transcription by RNA polymerase II. Bases 552 to 1847 code for a protein of 431 amino acids. Lineage: Eukaryota; Viridiplantae; Streptophyta; Magnoliopsida; Proteales; Proteaceae.